GGGCUGUUGUCAGCGCCGCUGCUGCUUCUCCUGUGGGAGAGGGAAGCGCCUGCUGUUGGGCGCGCAGCAAGAGUGGCGGGUGGGCUCGCGUGAGGGGCGCGGUGGAGGCGGGAAAGACCCGGUCGCCUCCCUGACAGUCUCGUUGCCCGUCAGGGUUGUGACCCGAGGGAACCCCGGGGGCAGGGGAGGCAUCGCCUGGGGUGCCAGUAAGGUGCGGGGCGCCCGAAGGCGGUGCUGAGGGGCGCGCCCCCUCCCAGGUCGAGCGGGGCGCGGGCUCUGCAGCAUGAGCAGCAGCAGAGUCGUCCGGAGAAGUGCAGCGGAGACGGGGCUGGCGGCGCAGCUUCUACUGGCGGUGGUGACCACCGGCUGCCUUUGGGGCGCGACAGAGGCCCAGCUUACUGGAGUACUUGAUGAUUGCUUAUGCGAUAUAGAAAGCAUUGAUGACUUCAACAAUUUUAAGAUCUUUCCCAAAAUACAGAAGCUUCUAGAGCGCGACUAUUUCAGAUACUACAAGGUUAAUUUGAAGAGACCAUGUCCUUUUUGGGCUGAUGAUGGUCAUUGCUCUAUUAGAGAUUGCCAUGUAGAGCCUUGUCCUGAGAGCAAAGUACCAGUUGGCAUUAAGGCUGGAAGUGCUAACAAAUAUUCAAAGACAGCAAACCAUACCAAAGAACUUGAAGAAUGUGAACAAGCUAACAAACUUGGAGCCAUUAAUAGUACAUUAAGCAACCAGAGUAAAGAAGCUUUCAUUGACUGGGCCAGAUAUGAUGAUUCACAGGACCAUUUUUGUGAACUGGAUGAUGAGAGAUCUCCUGAUGCUCAGUAUGUGGAUUUGCUGCUGAAUCCAGAGCGUUACACUGGAUACAAAGGGCCCUCUGCAUGGAGAUUAUGGAACAGUAUCUAUGAAGAAAAUUGCUUCAAGCCUCGGUCAGUGUAUCGUCCACUAAAUCCACUGGCAUCUAGCUGGGGGGAGGAUGAUGGAGAAUCUUUCUAUACAUGGCUAGAAGGUCUUUGUCUAGAGAAACGUGUGUUCUAUAAGCUCAUUUCUGGACUUCAUGCUAGCAUCAAUUUACAUCUUUGUGCAAAUUAUCUACUUGAAGAAACUUGGGGAAAACCUCGUUGGGGAGCCAAUGUGAAGGAAUUCACCCAUCGUUUUGACCCUACUGAAACAAAAGGAGAAGGUCUAAGGCGGAUAAAAAAUUUAUAUUUCUUAUAUUUAAUUGAACUCCGUGCAUUAUCAAAGGUUGCUUCCUAUUUUGAACGUUCAGUUGUUGAUCUUUACACUGGAAAUGCCCAAGAGGAUGCAGAAACGAAGUCUCUCUUGCUAGAAAUCUUCACACACACAAAGUCAUUCCCUAUGCAUUUUGAUGAAAAAUCCAUGUUUGCUGGAGACAAAAAAGGAGCGACGUCUUUAAAGGAAGAAUUCAGGUUGCAUUUCAAGAAUAUAUCCCGUAUAAUGGAUUGUGUUGGAUGUGAUAAAUGCAGAUUAUGGGGCAAACUGCAGACUCAGGGUUUAGGAACAGCUUUGAAAAUCUUAUUCUCGGAAAAAGAAAUUAAGAAUCUUCCUGAGAAUAGUCCAUCGAAAGGCUUUCAGCUAACACGGCAAGAAAUAGUUGCUCUUCUGAAUGCAUUUGGAAGACUUUCCACAAGUAUACGAGAACUGCAAAAUUUUAAAGUUUUAUUACAACAGACAAGUUAAUGAAGGCUUGUGGACCUGAUGAAUAGAAACAGCCAUUAACUGACUACAUCAGGCAGAAUGAAACCAAUCUUGGAGGACUUGAUAUAAAAUGUUUUAAAUAAAAAAAUACAAUACCAACUUGAAUAUUUAAAGUAAGAAAGGUUAGUCAGUGGACAAAAUAUUUAUAAAUUAAGUACCUAAUUUUAAAAAUGUAAAUUAUGCUCACCACCCAAUAUUUUUUCUGUUUCUCUUUCUUUGUAUGCCUGUUUAUACCACAUUUGGUAUGAAGAUAUUGUUUCUCUCUUCAUGAUUUACAUCCUACUGCAGAAACUUCAUCCAGGCUGCUUUGUCUGUAUGGAGAAACCUUGUGGUGUUGCUGAAAAACAGCUGACUUUUAUAUGUAUCUGAAGGACCCGGCCUUGCUAAGCAAUGAAUUUUCUUGGCAUAGUGCAUAUAUUUGAUCCCCGUAAUAGUAAAUGCCACGGACAGUAAAAAUUUUGAGAAAAUAAGCCCAUUAGCAUCCAGCACCAACAGUCUGUCUCUCACCUUAAUCCCACCCCCCCCACCCCAUUUUCUUUCUCUUCACAGCUGCCUUCUCUGUGAGAAAACAAGACUGGACAAAGAUGGCUGUUGUGGGUUUUCCGGGCUGUAUUGCCGUGGUCUUGGCAUUGUAGUUCCUGACGU
Messenger RNA from Eublepharis macularius, 2359 nucleotides. It is a transcript of the gene ERO1B, whose product is annotated as endoplasmic reticulum oxidoreductase 1 beta. Gene Ontology annotation, molecular function: FAD binding; protein-disulfide reductase activity; thiol oxidase activity. Bases 284 to 1696 code for a protein of 470 amino acids. The record is from RefSeq and is a predicted model, not a curated record. Gene Ontology annotation, biological process: protein folding in endoplasmic reticulum. The transcript is spliced from 16 exons. Gene Ontology annotation, cellular component: endoplasmic reticulum membrane; endoplasmic reticulum. NCBI's taxonomy places the organism in Eukaryota, Metazoa, Chordata, Lepidosauria, Squamata, Eublepharidae.